Messenger RNA from Sphaeroforma arctica JP610, 837 nucleotides. RefSeq lists its product as hypothetical. The coding region runs from base 31 to 435 and encodes 134 amino acids. The record is from RefSeq and is a predicted model, not a curated record. Lineage: Eukaryota; Ichthyosporea; Ichthyophonida. The transcript has a single exon.
AGUUUAUUAUCGAGACACAAUCAAUACAGAAUGAAGUUCUCAACCAUCGUCACUAUUGCCGCCGUUGCUGUUGCCGUCAGCGCCCACUCAAACGAGCAGGAGAUCAAAUGUGGUAUUAAAGGAUUCACUGGAAAAUCAUACGACGAGUCCAAAGUGUGCUGUGAGUAUUCCGGCAACUGCGGAAAUCUGUCCAAGUGCACUGAGAGUUUCUGCAAAGCCUCUGGCAGCUCUGGCAGCAGCAAGAAUGAGUACAAGAUCACUUGUGCCGAGAAACGUGAGCGUAACCCGGAAGCCUUGAAGGGACCCAUCCACAAGAACAAGGAGUGCUGCCAGUGGUCUGGUGAGUGCGGCGACUUGAAGAAGUGUACCCAGUCAUACUGCGAGAAGGAUGCUCACUCGUCUGACGUUUACAAGAAAUCGGACUUCCAAUUUUAAGCAAAAUAUAUUCUCUUCCCACUCCAGAGCCUGCCUGUUAUAUGUAUGAAAAUUGUACACUAUGAAAUUAAGAAUCUGAAAAGCUUUUUGGGUAUAAAUAUUCUUAGGAUGUUCACCAUCGAUUGCUAGAGAUGAAUUAUUAUCGAUUUAUUUAUGUGUUCAAACGCGUGGAAGAGCACUUGUGCAGAGAAGCGGGAGCGUGACUCUGAUGCGUUGAAGGGUCCAAUACGGUGUGUUGCCAGUGUUCUGGUGAGUGCGGUGACUUGAAAAGGUGCACUCCGUCAUACAUCGAGAAGAUUGCCCGUUCAUCAGAUGUUUACAGGCGAUCCAACUUCCAAUUCUGAGUAACUUUCAGAAGUAUGCAAACCAAACAGUAUUUUUUAAUAAAUCACAUUAAAUCGC